AUGACGCAAUCUGCAGGAGCGGGAAGUAGUCACUGUCACAGCACGGAUUUCUAUAGGGGCAACAAGAAGUUCGCCUACCGUGAAAACCCUAUUGGUGGGCAGAUGUGUCUAGUUCGCGCUUGUUGUGCAAUUUGGAUUCAAUUAGAACAUAGGGUUGACGGGAAAACGGGGACUGCUCCUACUUGA
Opisthorchis viverrini is the source of this 186-nucleotide messenger RNA. RefSeq lists its product as hypothetical. The record is from RefSeq and is a predicted model, not a curated record. Bases 1 to 186 code for a protein of 61 amino acids. The transcript is spliced from 2 exons. NCBI's taxonomy places the organism in Eukaryota, Metazoa, Platyhelminthes, Trematoda, Opisthorchiida, Opisthorchiidae.